AUGCCGACUACAAUUCUGCUUCUCCUCCUCCUCCCUCUCGUUUAUAAAUUCCUUCUCUCCCCCCUUCUCCCCCCCAGAAAUAUCCCAGGCCCCUUCUGGGCCCGGUUCAGUCGACUCUGGUACCUGAAUCUUGUACGCCAGGGCCAUUUCGAAACAGCAAACAUCCGUCUCCACGAGCAAUACGGUCCUGUGGUCCGCCUGGCUCCGAACCUCUAUAGUCUGGGCGACAUCAAAGAUAUCCGCAAUGUCUACAGUACCAGCUCCAAAUAUCCCAAGUCCGCCUGGUACGAGGCGUGGUCGGAUCCCGCGAAACCGUCUUUAUUCAGCGAACGAGACCCCAAGAAACACGCCGACAUCCGCAAGAAAUUCACCAGUCUGUAUACCAUGAGCUCGCUGAUCAAGUACGAAGAGCUGGUCGACUCGGCGGCGGAUCUGUUCCUGCUACGACUAUCCGAGUUUGCUGCCCGGGGGGAGACAAUCGAUCUGGCAUAUUGGUUCCAGUGUUAUGCCAUUGACGUGAUUGGGAAUAUCACCUUUGGACAACGAUUUGGCUUCCUUGAUAAAGGAGAGGAUAUCGCAGGCACGCUAUCGAUGGUCCCCAAAGUCUUUUCCUACGGCAGUUUCGUCGGUAUCUAUGCAGAAUGGCAUUCCAUCAUCUAUAACACUAUGAUCCGAUUCCGUUCCUCGGCCGCCAGUGGACGAGAAUUUAUUUUGCAGUUUGUCCAGGAUAAUAUCGACAGACAUCGAGAUACCCUGAUCAUCACGAAAGACAAUAACAAAACCACUCAAUCCUUCGUCAGUAGGGCGAUUAAUGCGCAAAAGACCGAUCCAUCUUUCACAGACGCCCAUGUCUUCAUGAUGAGCCAGUUGAAUGUCCUCGCCGGCACAGACACCACGGCCAUCAGCCUCUCGGCCAUUCUAUAUCUCCUACUGCAGUUUCCUGAAACGCUGGGGAAACUCCGCGAUGAAAUCCAAACUAGUAAAUGCAGCGAGAGAAUCACCUUCCAAGAAAGCCAGGCCAUGCCGUAUCUCCAAGCCGUUAUCAAAGAAGCUCUCCGUGUCCACAGCGCUGUCGGGGUGCCCCUUUGGCGAGUCGUUCCCGUCGGGGGAGCUCAGAUCAAUGGCCGUUUCUUUCCACCAGGUUCGCAGGUCGGUGUAAAUCCGUGGGUGGUUCACUAUAACAAGGAUGUGUUUCCGGAUCCUGCGUCGUUUCGACCUGAACGUUGGAUCGAUGCGGACGAGGCAAAUCUGAAGAUCAUGAAUGAGAUGUUCUUGCCGUUUGGUCUAGGCUCGCGAACGUGUAUCGGCAAACAUAUCUCUAUUCUAGAAAUGUCCAAACUCAUCCCUCGCUUGGUGAGAGACUUUGAUUUUUCCCCACAGGGCGAAUGGAAGACGUUGAAUAUGUCGUUUGUUAAGCCGGAGGAUUGGAGAGUCGCCAUUGAGAAAAGGCAGUGA
Messenger RNA from Penicilliopsis zonata CBS 506.65, 1455 nucleotides. RefSeq lists its product as hypothetical. Gene Ontology annotation, molecular function: heme binding; monooxygenase activity; oxidoreductase activity, acting on paired donors, with incorporation or reduction of molecular oxygen. The transcript is spliced from 3 exons. NCBI's taxonomy places the organism in Eukaryota, Fungi, Ascomycota, Eurotiomycetes, Eurotiales, Aspergillaceae. The record is from RefSeq and is a predicted model, not a curated record. Bases 1 to 1455 code for a protein of 484 amino acids.